Erinaceus europaeus (western European hedgehog) is the source of this 2553-nucleotide messenger RNA. It is a transcript of the gene TRIM68, whose product is annotated as tripartite motif containing 68. NCBI's taxonomy places the organism in Eukaryota, Metazoa, Chordata, Mammalia, Eulipotyphla, Erinaceidae. Bases 40 to 1929 code for a protein of 629 amino acids. Gene Ontology annotation, molecular function: protein binding; zinc ion binding. The transcript is spliced from 7 exons. The record is from RefSeq and is a predicted model, not a curated record.
GCUACUUUCAAACUCUUCUUUUCAGUAACUGUAAGUUAUAUGGGUAAACAUCUAUCUUGUCAAUUUCAGGUUGUAGCUACUGGUGCCCUCCUGUAUCAAAGGACGAUAUUCACACUUCCAACACACAUAGCAAUUGGACCUCUACAUUUAUAUUUAAUGUUCAUGUAUUUAAAGAAAAAAAGAAGUCUGGGAAGUUGUUCUUGGGCUUGGAGAUGGAGGGUUGAACUUGGAAGAUACUUAUCAACAGUUCCAGUGUGGGAAUUAAGACAAUUCAUAUGUACCACUGCUGUUAAGAGACUGAUUGUGGAGCAGGUUAAUUCAAGCCUGGAAAACAGCAGGAAACCUUGCGGUACUGCUUGGCUUCCUGUUGCACUGCAGAAGGAACCAGAAGGAGCCAUGGAGCCUAUAGUGUUGGUGGACGCUGUUCUGGAAGAAGUGACUUGUCCCAUCUGCAUGACCUUCCUGAGGGAGCCCAUGAGCGUCAACUGUGGCCACACCUUCUGCAAUAGCUGUCUCUCCAGACUCUGGGAGAUCCCGAUGGAAUUCCAGGACUGGGGCUACAUCUGUCCCCUGUGCCGGGCUCCUGUGCAGCCCACGGCCGUGAGGCCUAACUGGCAGUUGGGCAGUGUGGUGGAGAAGAUCCGAUUGCUGGGGCUGCAGCCAGGCAUGGGGCUGCAGGGCAGUACCUGCGAGGUGCACAGACAGCAUCUGACGGAGUUCUGCAGAGAGGAUGGCCUCCUCAUGUGCAAGGCCUGCAGCCAGGCCCCAGAGCACAGUGCCCACAGGAUCGUGCCCAUGGAGGACGUCUCCUGGGAGUACAAGUGGAAACUCCAUGAGGCUCUGGAGCAUCUGAUUAAACAGCAGGAACAGGCCUGGAAGCUGGAAGUUGGUGAGAGGAAGCGAACUGCCACCUGGAAGCUCCAGGUGGAAACCCGGAAACAGAGUAUCACGUGGGAGUUUGAGAAGUAUCUCCGACUACUGAACCAGCAGCCCUCGGGCCGGCAGCUGGAGGAGGAGGCAGCUGCAGCUCUGGCCAGCCUGCAGCAGGAGGAGAGAGAGACCCUGCAGAGCCUGGAGCUGAGUCACAAGCAGAUAGGGCAGCAAGGCCAGGCCCUGGCGAGGAUGGUUGCGGAACUGGAAGAGAGGACCCGCAGGCCUGUGCGCUGGAUGCUGUGGGGGAUUCAGGAAGUCUUAAGCAGGAGCAAGUCUUGGAGCCUGCAGAAGCCAGAGCCAGUCUCCCUGGAGCUGAGGACCAGUUGCCGUGUGGAGGGUCUGAGAGAGAUUCUGCGGACGUACGCAGCUGACGUGCGCCUGGAUCCAGACACCGCUUACUCCCGCCUCGUCGUGUCUGAGGACAGAAAAUGUGUGCACUACGGAGACACCACGCAGAACCUGCCAGACAACCCCGAGAGGUUCUACCGCUACAACAUUGUCCUGGGCAGCCAGCGCCUGUCCUCAGGCCGCCACUACUGGGAGGUGGAGGUGGGAGACAGGUCUGAGUGGGGCCUGGGUGUGUGCAGGGAGGACGUGGACCGCAAGGAGGUGGUCUUCUUAUCCCCCCACUAUGGCUUCUGGGUGGUGAGGCUGCGGAAUGGCAAUGAGUACCGGGCAGGGACAGACGAGUCCCCCCUCCUCUGCCUGCCUGUCCCUCCCCGCAGGGUGGGAGUCUUCCUAGAUUAUGAGGCCCAUGAUAUCUCCUUCUACAAUGUGACAGACAACGGCUCCCACAUUUUCACCUUCCCCCACGCCCCUUUCCCUGGGCCCCUGCUGCCCUAUUUCAGUCCCUGCUACAGCAUCGGAGCCAACAACACUGCUCCUCUGGCCAUCUGCUCCCUGGAGGGGGAGGCCCCGCCUGAGCCACACUCCCUGCCAGAGCCCAUGGAAUUGCCGGCCCCAGCCCCCAAGAGUCUGGAGAAGAAAGCUGACUAGUGUCCCUUUGAGUUAAGCAUCUGGGGAGCCCUCUGCCUGAGGGCAGAUGUGAGAACCAGAGCCAUUCGAAGGAGCAGGACUUUGUCCUCUCUGUAGCCCCUACCCCCUUUCCUAGUCCCUGUGGUACCGUGAUUAGGUCUGUGAGGGUGAUGGAUUGGGUCCAGCCUUCAGGACACCCUUUGGGUGGAGUUCCCAUUCCCCUCCAUGUCCAGAGUCUGGUUGCUGUGCUGGCACCAUGGAGCGAUGCUUUCACUGAGGUUUGCUGCCUCUGAGCAACCCUUGUUCAGCUCCAGGCCCUGCCCUUCUAACAUUGCAACCAAGGGUGUAGGGUCUGCCAUACCCAGGGCCCCUCAGUGGCCUCUUCCUUAUUAGCAUGAGCUAGGAGAAUCACCUUGUGUUAAAUGCUACAUGACCUACGUCCCUGUCCCCUUUUCUCUAAGUUCAAGAUCAAGUAGCUUGUGACCCUGGCUUUUAUUUUCACUUUAUGGACAAGACACCAACAUAGCCUUAAUGCAGCAAGAUAUUCAUCCUAAAGGUGCUGAAAGAAAAUAGCCAUCAAGACUUUAAACUGUUUUUUUCAUGGUUAUAUGUAACAAGAUUGAUAGAUAAACUGACUUCUCAGGU